UCAAGACCACCUUCAUCAAGCCCUUCCAGUAUUAUUCGUCGAACUUCCUCACUGGAUACACUUGCUGCUCCAUACCUUGCUGGACAGUGGCCUCGUGAUAAUCAUGGACAAGCUGCUCCAUGUAUGAGAGACAAAGCCACACAGACAGAAAGUGCCUGGGCUGAAGAAUAUUUAGAAAAGAAGAGAAGCUCACACAAACGUUCAGCAUCAUGGGGCAGCAAUGAUCAGCUCAAGGAGAUUGCAAAAUUGCGUCAACAAUUGCAGAGAAGCAAGCACAGCAGUAGGCAUCAUCGUGAUAAAGAAAGACAGUCUCCAUUUCAUGGUAACCAUGCAGCCAUUAACCACAGUCAGGCUCCCAUUCCAAAGAGUGCUCUUGUUCCUGUGAUACCUAUUACCAAAUCAACAGGAUCACGAUUCCGAAACAGUGUAGAAGGACUGAAUCAGGAGAUUGAGAUAAUAAUUAAGGAGACGGGAGACAAAGAGGAACAGCUUGUUCCUCAAGAAAUUCCAGAUGGGCACCGUGCACCACCUCCAUUGGUUCAGCGCAGUAGUAGUACUCGCAGCAUUGAUACCCAAACGCCUGGUGGAGCAGACAGGGGUAGUAACAACAGCAGCCGCUCCCAGUCAGUAUCUCCAACCUCAUUUCUUACCAUCUCUAACGAAGGCAGUGAAGAAAGUCCAUGUUCUACAGAUGAUAUUCUUGCUGAUUCCAGAGAUAAAGAGAAUGGGAAUAAUUCUCCCUUGCCAAAAUAUGCUACCUCACCAAAACCCAACAACAGCUACAUGUUCAAGCGUGAACCUCCAGAGGGCUGUGAAAAGGUGAAAGUCUUUGAGGAAAGCUUGCCAAAGCCAUUGCAGGAAAUUCCAGCCUUCUACUGCCCUGACAAGAACAAAGUGAAUUUCAUUCCUAAAAGUGGCUCUGCUUUCUGUCUUGUCAGCAUCCUCAAGCCACUUCUUCCCACACAGGAUCUUACACUUAAGGGCACUACACACAGCCUGACUGUCUCCUCCAGCAUGACACCCAGUUUGUUACAGCCCAUUUCUGUGGCCUCCUUGUCUACAAACACAGAUCAAGACAGGAUCUCCCGUGGAACGAGUACAGUAAUACCGCAGACCUCUCUACUCCAGCAAUCGGGACAUAUUGAGGAAGCUGAAGGAUAAAUUUAGUUUGUCUUGACGUUGUUCUGGGCAACUACUGGGAAAAAAUUGGAACCAGUUGACUGGACCUUUCUGAUCACACUAUUUGCAUUGUUUUAACAA
Messenger RNA from Egretta garzetta (little egret), 1260 nucleotides. It is a transcript of the gene FAM117B, whose product is annotated as family with sequence similarity 117 member B. NCBI's taxonomy places the organism in Eukaryota, Metazoa, Chordata, Aves, Pelecaniformes, Ardeidae. The coding region runs from base 124 to 1161 and encodes 345 amino acids. The transcript has 7 exons. The record is from RefSeq and is a predicted model, not a curated record.